This is a messenger RNA of Phanerochaete carnosa HHB-10118-sp, 1408 nucleotides long. RefSeq lists its product as uncharacterized. The record is from RefSeq and is a predicted model, not a curated record. NCBI's taxonomy places the organism in Eukaryota, Fungi, Basidiomycota, Agaricomycetes, Polyporales, Phanerochaetaceae. Bases 976 to 1212 code for a protein of 78 amino acids. The transcript is spliced from 5 exons.
CUGUCUGUAACCGGACGAAGUUGUAUCGUUCGAUGACAAGGCCGAUACCAAUCGUUAACGGCUGGCGACAUCUCCACGGCUUCGCUGACGCCCUGCUCCAUCGUCCAUCGUUCAUCUUCGAGUUCUUCCGGUUGCGUCGGCGUCUGCGGCGUUUCGUGUUGGAUGGAACCUUGGCUCGCGCUGAGACUUGCUUGCGCCUUCUCUGUCGGUUCACCGGCUGUUAACCACAAAAACGGUGUUCGCGAGACCCGAUUCUAGACCCAGGAUUCUAGCCUUCUCUGGCUUCCAGAUCGUACAGAGCCCCUGUGGCUCGUCACGAAGUAAUGUGGUAUCCACCCUUUGCCUUGCUACGUCAAAAUGUCAUUUCUAUUCUUUUCCCCAACGAGAUAGGUGGAAAGCUCGAUGGAUGUUGGAUCGUUUUGUGUUCGCUGCCAAGGUCGGCUCCUGGCGCCCUUAUGUUUGAUACAUAACGACACGUCUUCUGUUUUGAUGAUCGUGCUUUAGGUAACAUAUCUUUUCCUUCUUUCCUUCCCGCUGUCGAGUGCUUUCUACAACGCCGCUUUUGGCCAUGAAUCUUUCCACCCCUUGCGCAUUGAGGAAGUCAAGGUCGAACUGCGGAAACGAUGAAUCUGUGUAAAACAUUUGACGACAGCAAGGCCGAUUAGCUUGCCGUCUGUCGCGUGCCGUAUCAGGGUCUUCCCAGCAUUUGCGAGCUUCGGGAACUUUGUAUCUUAUGUCGGGCAUGUUCGUCCUUCACAUCACCAAUUUCAUCGCUCGUUUUGGCGGGCGGUGACUACAAUCAACGACGUUUUCAGUCAAUCUUCCAGGGCAUAUGUCACGACCAACAAGCACACUGACGUACGCGGGCACAACGACUGCACUCGAGGUUUUUAUUUUAAGGUGGCGUUGCCCUCGUUAAGCUGUAGUGACAUUGUCCACCACCGUAGCCUUCAGUUCAAUACCCCUCAGCUGCCCAUGUGCGAGCACGAAGUUGUUGGCGACUAUUACCGUGGCUGUCAACAUUUCCACGGCCGGUAUUACACGGGCGAAGUUAAGGACUGCAAGGCGGAGAACUGCAAAACGAGUAGCAACCACGUGCACAAGACGGUGCGACGGUGCGACUGCCCGACGGUAAUGACAGAGCUUCGCCGCGUUCAAAACAUGAUCCAGAUGCCACACGAAGACUGCGCGCCGGCCUUCCCUCGUCGGUGAACGGCAUAUGUGGGAGAUGACGUCCUCGGCCUCUUCUGCCUGGAAUCACGUGUGCACAUGCUUUGCCGCCCGCUGUUCGCUGCGGUCACUUCCCGCAAUAGGUUAACCUUUCGUCUGCGAUGCUGUGUUCUUGACGCUGUUAUAUAUGCUAUAUGGCCGUCUUCCCACAUUUUACUUCGGGCUUAGCGUUCCUUAC